This is a messenger RNA of Sipha flava (yellow sugarcane aphid), 1488 nucleotides long. RefSeq lists its product as uncharacterized. Bases 329 to 1438 code for a protein of 369 amino acids. The transcript is spliced from 5 exons. NCBI's taxonomy places the organism in Eukaryota, Metazoa, Arthropoda, Insecta, Hemiptera, Aphididae. The record is from RefSeq and is a predicted model, not a curated record.
GACCGGGAAUCCUUUUUAUUUUUAUAUUUCUUCAGAUUUCAAAACUUUGCUGAUGUACCACUGUUUACACGAUUAGAUCAAGAAUUAACUAAAUCUUAGAUGAUAUCAGUAAUACAAUUAUGUGAAAUUUCAAUUUAUUCCGUGAUCGUUAUCGCUCGACACGUUCUAAAAUUGCCAUUUCGUCGUUUGUCGGCGGAAGCAAAGGACUAAUUAACAAUAAUAAUUAUGUUAUACGGUGAGAUUGACAAAGGAAAACAUAAAACCGCGUGAACUAUACGGAAUACUUUGUUGGGUCGUAGAUAAGAUCAGUGACAAACAAAAAAUUGGCAUGGAUAAUGAUUUAAAUACGGCUUUGGCCGUUUCAAUAAUAAAAAAUAAACCAAUUGGAAUGAACUCAGUAGAUUAUGUUACAAGCAUUCAGUCUAAAAUUAUAAAAAAAGAAACGGAAUUAUUUUUCAAGGAAUUUUUGGGUGAAUCUGAAUCAAAUAAGUCAAAUUAUGAACUAUCAAAUGAAGAAGACAAACAUCCAUCUUGUGAAUCGUAUAAAAAUGUUGAUGAUGAUAUUACGUCACUUUCACACAAAAAAAUUAAACUCAAUUGUGGAAUAUCUUCAGUUAGUAAUUGUACCACUAACUUUACUCAAAAAUCAAAUACUUGUUUUAUUCAACCUGUCAUUACUAUGACAACUUUGAAUGAUAUAACAAAGACACCAAUCGACUCUGGUUAUAACACUUACAGUUGUAAAAUGGGCGCCUCGAAUAUCAAUCAAAACUCUAUUAUAACAAUGUCACAGUCAAUUCAAGAAGCUUUGGAUAUUCUUUUAUACACGUUAUUCGACACUUCCAAAUUAUUAGAAGCGGUUAUGAAUUGGAAUGAUUGUAACAAUAUUGUAAGAUAUUUUGUCGACUUAGUAGUUAGUAUGGCAGAAACUAAUGAAUUUGCUUUUACGUGUCGAGAUCAUGUGAUGAAUUUUGUUCAAAAUAACGCAUUUAGAAUCUUAGAUAGUCAUGAUUUAUUCAAAAGCAUCAUUGUCGAAUAUCAAUGUAAUUUACUUGCUAAGUUUUGUUAUGAUAAAUACAUCAGAUGGAGUAUCAUAAGUUUACUCAUUAAUCGUCUUAAGAUUGAUAUUCAAAUUGUGCCUAGUUAUAGUUCUCUUCGAAGCAUUUAUUACACUUUUCACUUAAUAGAUAAAUUAUUAUAUAAUGUUGAUUUUUAUGUUAACGUACCGACACAAAAUACAAAUCAAUUAACUGAACUGUGGAAAAUAAACUUGAAGAAUAAAGAUGAAAAUGAAGCAGAAACAAUGGAACGAAUGAUAAAAGAAUGGACAAGUUUAUUGGGGUAUAUUUCAAUGGAAGCUUUAAAAAAAAAAGUAUUUUUGGUUAGUAUUAGAGCCAAUCAAUGUUUAGAGUCCCUACAAUCAAUAAUACCUAAGUAAUAUUAAUUUAUUCUUUUUUUUGGUUGCUAUAAUUAAAUUUUUAUAAAUAA